Molecule: messenger RNA, 1464 nt
Organism: Micromonas commoda
Lineage: Eukaryota; Viridiplantae; Chlorophyta; Mamiellophyceae; Mamiellales; Mamiellaceae
Product: glycosyltransferase family 2 protein
Exons: 1
Coding region: 1-1464 (487 amino acids)
Cellular component (GO): Golgi apparatus
Molecular function (GO): mannan synthase activity
Source: RefSeq, a predicted model, not a curated record
AUGUCUGCGCUCGUCGCGGCGGACAGGAUAUUUCACUUCUACGUGGCGCUGUACUGGCGCUGGGUGAGCCGCGUGGACCCGAAGUCCAAGUGGAGGUUCGAGCCGCUCCCCGAGCCCGGGUCCAUCUCGGCCGAGAACGUCAAGGACUUUCCCAACGUCGUCGUGCAGCUCCCCAUGUUUAACGAGAAGGAGGUGUGCCAGGCGGUCAUCGACGCCGCGUGUCAGCUGGACUGGCCAAAGUCCAGAAUGAUGGUGCAGGUGCUGGACGAUAGCACCUGCGCCGAGACGAGGCGGCGGAUCGAGGACAAGGUUUUCGAGCACCGGGAGCGGGGCGUGAACGUGCAGCACCGAACCAGGACCAACCGCGGAGGGUACAAGGCGGGGGCCAUGAACGACGCGAUGUGUGACAUUGAGCAGUUCGACCACUGCGCCGUGUUCGACGCGGACUUUGAUCCGGCGCCAGAUUUUCUCAGGAGAACCGUCCCUUAUCUCACUCACAAUCCGAAGGUUGGUUUCGUACAGGCGCGAUGGGUGUAUUCCAAUGGAACCGAGAGCCUGUUGACACGCGUGCAGGAGAUAUCCCUAAACUACCACAUCCGGUGCGAGCAGUACGCGAGGCACGCGGCGAGUCUCUUCUUCAACUUCAAUGGCACCGCGGGGGUGUGGCGGCGCAAGUGCAUCGUGGACUCGGGCGGUUGGAACUGCCGAACCACGGUCGAGGACAUGGACCUCUCCCUUCGGGCGUAUCUGCGCGGGUGGCGGUUCGUAUUCUUGGACGAUGUCACAUGUCUCAACGAGAUACCCGCGCAGUACGGCGCCUACCGCAAGCAGCAGCAUAGGUGGUCGUGCGGUCCGAUGCAGCUGUGGCGUCAAGCUAUCGUGGACGUAUGGAACGCCAAGGAUAUUCCCCUCGCAAAGAAGCUGUACCUCAACGUAUUCUUCUUCGGUACCAGGAUGUUUGCCACGCACCUCGUGUCAUUCUUCCUGUACGGCUGCCUCAUACCCAUCUGCGCCACAGCACCGGAGGUGGCCAUCCCGUUCUGGGCCCUCGUGUACAUGCCCCUUCUGAUCACUCUGAGCACGGUGUGGUUCACGCCCGGCGGGUGGGUUUACUUCGUGCCCUACGUCCUGUACGAGAACGCGAUGACGAUUGUGAAGACCACCGCGAUGUGUGCGGGGCUGUUGCAGUGGUCCAACGCGCACGAGUGGGUGGUGACCGCCAAGCUGGGUAAGUUUGUGGACAAGGUUGCGCACAGCAAGGUUGGACAGAUUGUGAAAACCGCAGUGGCAAAGCGGGUGAAGAAACGAAACAUGUACGGCAAGGAGCUUGUCAUGGGUAUCUUCUUCCUGACCUGCGCCGCUUACGGUUCGGUGGUGAAUGACAUGUGGCAAUACGGCGUGUUCCUGUGCAUGCAGGGGUGCGUGUUUAUCGCAUUCGGGUUGGACUAUGUCGACUCUGCUUGA